GUGGAACCCAUCAACUAUCGGGAAAUCAGGUUCUACUAAUGACCCCCGCCCUCUGCCCCAUCCUCGGUCAGCAAUUCCUCGGUCAGCAAGCAACCAGACUAGCAAGUCGCCUAUGAAAGUCGGUAUAGUAUAUUCAACACCGACUCCAAGGAACUCUGCCUGUCAGUCUGACCUAUAUUGAGCCCGCCAACUUGGCGCAAGUACCGCAUUUGACGCUCCUAUUUCCGGAUACGUCUCGAGGAGCACUGCCUUGAGAACUGCCAAUAUGGCACCAGCAUUAGGCCCAGAUAAUGAGGGCUUCCGAUGCGAACUGAACGGACAUGAGAUCCAAUGCAGACACCCGCAAACGCAGGAAGAGAUUACCAUCUCGAUCAAUAACUUAAUCUGUAUCUUGCCCCGAGGCGAUAAGCUUGAGGCUCCCAGGCAUGUUAUGCUGUUUUUGUGGCUCGAUGAGAACGAGUUUGAGGUCUCGAGGGAGUGUAUGUCACUCCAAAGUAUUGAAGUAUUUUCAUUGCCUGCGCAGCUGUCCAAAUUCGUCUGCUCAGAUAUACCUCCCUACCUCGGCGCUUUCACUCACGAACAGGUGGAAAAGGUAGAUAUCCAUGUGAUCAUAUCAACCACUUCUGGCACACGUACAGGCAUGAGUGUCUACAAGAAUAUCCUGAGCCCUCUCUUAUCGCAACUUGGGGUGCGCGAGUAUGCAGUUCAUGAGACCCGGACCACACAGACAAUUGUUGAACUGUGCCACACAAAACUGAUGCCCUGCGCUCAAGCGGGCAUCAAGCAAACAAUAAUUCUACUUUCAGGCGAUGGAGGUCUGACUGACAUCAUCGACUCCUUCCAUGGUGCAGCAAUGCAAUAUCUUGCCAGGCCUAUCAUUGCCCUGAUCCCAACCGGAACAGGCAAUGCCAUGGCCAGUUCAAUAGGGCUCCUAAAAAGUCGAGCGGCUGGACUUUCCGCAUUAUUGCAUGGGCAUCCCGCCCCUAUACCUGCCUUCUUGGCUACUUUCUCUGCUGGUUCAAGGCUUGUUACAGAAGCGGGCAGCGGAAGAGUCAACAUCAAUUCACACUCGCAGAGUAAAACUGGUCACCCUACAGUAUACGGUGGUGUUGUCGCAAGUUGGGGUUUGCAUGCUGCCUUGGUGGCGGAUAGUGAUACUGCUGAGUACCGCAAGUAUGGAGCGGAGAGAUUUCAGAUGGCUGCAAAGGAAAUCCUAUUUCCCUCAAAUGGUGACGAUCCACAUAAGUUCCGCGGUAGUAUCAGCUUCACAUGGCGUGAUCGUCAGACCAACAAGCGACACACAGAGGCUUUGGGAUGUGAAGAGCACAUGUACGUGUUGGUAACUUUGGUGUCGAACCUCGAACCAGGUUUCACGAUAUCACCUUUGUCAGCUCCAUUAGAUGGCUGCCUGAGAAUCAUACAUUUCGGACCAAUGACGUCGGAACAGGCAAUGAACUUGAUGAGCAAUGCGUAUCAAGGAGGCAAGCAUGUCAAUGACGCCAGAGUAACUUAUCGUGAAAUCGAGAGCUUCCGAAUAACCCUGGGCGAGGUCGACGAGAGAUGGAGAAAAGUUUGUAUAGAUGGCAAGAUUAUCGCGAUUGAGCAUGGCGGCUGGCUCGAAGUACAGAAAAUCCCGGAGCGCUAUCUCAACAUUCUCAUACCUGCUCACGGUGAUUCCGAUGUCUGAUUGGGAGGCGUAAGCUAGCGUUUCCGAGGAUUCCAGAGUGUCAUGUACAUGCUGGAUGUUUGGGGAGGUUGGGUUGGACAUGCCCGAAGUACUGAGGUAUUUUCUACAUCUUCUUACUUUGGAGCUAUCAGGAUGUUUCAUCAGGACGUUUUCCAGGGCCUGGGAUACUGUUAUUAAGGCUUUUUGAUGUGAUUGGUACACAAAUAAAUUAUACCAGCAGUAGAAACAG
Aspergillus uvarum CBS 121591 is the source of this 1916-nucleotide messenger RNA. RefSeq names its product diacylglycerol/lipid kinase family protein. The record is from RefSeq and is a predicted model, not a curated record. Gene Ontology annotation, cellular component: cytoplasm; membrane; intracellular membrane-bounded organelle. The transcript has a single exon. NCBI's taxonomy places the organism in Eukaryota, Fungi, Ascomycota, Eurotiomycetes, Eurotiales, Aspergillaceae. Gene Ontology annotation, biological process: sphingosine biosynthetic process. Bases 266 to 1687 code for a protein of 473 amino acids.